UAUUGUAUUCAUUGUUCUGGUACGAGAUCGCGACAGUUUGGGCUUUUUGAUUCUAUAAAUAGUAUUACUUGUACACUUGAAAAUUAUAUCCCAAAAAACAUUUUGUGGAUAAUAAUAAUGAACUAGCUAUUAAGUACUCAUCUAUAAUUCCACUUUGUAAAACUAAAGUGCGCGAUUUGGAUAUUUUAUAUGAAUAUUUCAUAUUCUACUUAAAUUACGGCACAUUUUCCAAGACACAUUGAAUAGUUGUUUUUAUUCCGUGUUAUUUUUGCGCGUUUAGUGACAGAGAACCUACCUAAUUUAUUCAGACGUCAUCAGCCAAUAAAAAUAACAGGGUUUGUUUGUUCAAAUAUCAUCAAGGCACCGUCGGGUGAUUUGGCGUAGGCACGACAGUGUCACGAGCUCUUAGAAGCUUUCGCAGAUCUUCAACUCGAGACCAGAAAAGCCCAGCGAAGGGUAACUGAAGCACACGCCUUUUAGCUAUCGAGAUGCAGCUAACUCCGUAUGGAUAUAAUCUUCUCGCAGGAUACAUAUUUUUUCUUAUACUUUUUGGCUGCUUUCUACAAGGGAUCACAUUGUUGAUUCUACUUAAAAAGGAGAACCAACAAAAAAGCCUGACACCCUAUCUCUUGAACAUAGUUGCCGCGAACACAUUCAUGAUUCUUGGCAGUUUCCCGACAACUCUCGUGUCGUCGUUCGCGCGUGGCUGGGCAUUUAACGAUGCUGUGUGUAAGUUCAUCGGUUUCGUCGGCGGCUGCGCUGCGACUUCCAUGAUUGCAAGCAUGCUAUGUAUCACUAUAACAAUACAUCGGACAAUUGCCAAGCAAAACGUUACCAAUCAUUUUUUGCACCAACCACCGAACAAGACCCAGCUCAAAAUUAUCAUCGGUGUGUGGAUGUAUUCUGCAGUCAUCAUGCUCCCGCCAGUAACAGGGCUCACAGAAAUGAAACUCGAAGCCGCAGACACAAACUGUGCUCCUAACUGGAGUCCAGACACUCCUGGGGACCUCGCCUACAUUCUAAUCCUGUGUGUCACUGCCUACUUCAUCCCUGUGGGUGCAUCGCUUUUCUACUACUUGCAAAUCCGAAAGGCUUUGAGUGCCCAUAUGGCUCUGGCUAUUCCAGUGGCAAGUAUCCAGGCUCAGCUCAGACGUUUUCAGAACAUCACUUAUAUGACUGCGGUGGCCAUCGCGGCAUUCGCCAUUACUUGGUUGCCCUAUGCGGUGUACGUCCUGAUUGCUGCGUUCGGCGGGUCACAUCUGUUUGAUGCGGUCAUGAGCGUGGUGCCUGCGAUGGUGGCAAAGAUGAGCAUUCUUUACAAUCCGUUUGUUUAUGCCCUGGUAAAUCCAAGAUUUCGCAAGUCGAUCAUCGACCUGUUAACCUGUGCUAAACCCUCCCCGCGACAGUGGAAAAUCGCUCCGUUUAGUUUUUCCAUUUCACGACGCAGCGGAAGACGCCCUCCCAACCUCGCCCCACGUAAAGCGCUGGAACGAACUGCGGGGAAUGCGGAAGAGAGUGUUCCAAGAUUUCUUGUGUGCGGAGAAGGUCAAAGUACAAGUGGCAGGUAUGAAAAUGGAGGAAUGGAACUUUCUAAGCAGAGUAAAGAAAAGGAAGGUCAGAUUUAAAUGGGACGCCCGCCAUGUCCUCCGACAAUGUUCUAUGAUUUCUCGAGGCUUAACUGUUGAUGUUGGUAAUAAUUAAAAUCAGGGACGAAAAUAGUCCAACGGACUUCCAAGCGGGAUAAGGAAAAUAGCAAGAGUAAUAUCCAAAAGGAUUUGUUGACUGCCACGAUUGUAAAGUUUAGUGAGGCGUAGAUAUAGUCUCGUCGUCAGGCUUUUCACCGCCGCUCUACUCAUUGGGAUUUAAAAUGGCGGACACUGUUCACUGUUGGAGGCGAAGUUAGCCGCGCAGCCUAAAGACGCCUGGGGCCGACGCUAGUGUAUAUUUGGACUAUGAUUCAAUAAACAGGGUCUGGAUGGGGGGGUCUGCAUGUCGGUAGUCAGUUAAAAUUUCCAUAAUUUGUCGGUAGUCGGUAGUCUUUGUCUUUGUCGGUCUUUGUCGGUAGUCGGUGAAUCUUAGCUAAAACGUCGCUUUUGUACGUCGCUUUUGUACUAAAUUUCAUGUAUAAACAAGAUUAAACAUUAGGGAUUGAUUAGUAAUUAAUAACUUAUUGAUAAUGAAUUAAUUAUGGAUUAAUAAUUGACUGAAAAGUUGAUGCAACAGAAAAUACAUAGUGCUGAUUCUGAAAUGGCCGAAUUUAAGUAAAUUGAUGAUGGAAGUAAAGAGUAAAAAUGUCGGAAAUAAUAAAAUGUCGGUAUUCGGCAAAAACAUUUUAGCGCUUGUCGCUAGUCACUAGUUUUUUUCAUGUUUUGUCGGUAGUCAGUUACUUUUUAAGCCGUUUGUCGGUUAACCCCAUCCAGACCCUGAAUAAACCAUGAGGCCGAAGGCCGAUGGUCUAUCCAAAAUCAUAGUCCAACAGGCCGAGAGGUCUAUUUGUUUUAGAAUUCACCAACUAGAUGGUCAAACAUAGACAAAAAAUGUUAACUUGAUUUAUAAAUAUUUGAGCAGGCGAGAGUCUACUUCAUGUAUUUGUUGUUUACGAUCGACACCGUGCAGCCAUUGUUUUUUAGGAAAAAUGUUCUAGUUUUGUUUGGAUUAGAAAGUUUUAUGACUAUUUUACACGAGAUUUUCGCUUUUAUUAAAGGUCUUGGUUUUAAUUAGAAAUAUACUUUUUUAUUCCCAACACCUGUCAUAUACUUUGUAUCUGCAGUCGUUAAUAUAAAAGGAAAAGAAACAGUAGGAAACAAUACAAUUAAAGUUGUCUAUUAUCUUGUACAUUUAAAUACUAUUAUUUAGAAAAAUUGUUGUGCGUAGUUUGAAUAUUUCUUUUAGUUGUACUGAACUUAAGUAAAUUUUCUAAGACACAUUGAA
Nematostella vectensis (starlet sea anemone) is the source of this 2931-nucleotide messenger RNA. Its product is annotated as melanopsin. Gene Ontology annotation, molecular function: G protein-coupled receptor activity. Bases 489 to 1625 code for a protein of 378 amino acids. The record is from RefSeq and is a predicted model, not a curated record. NCBI's taxonomy places the organism in Eukaryota, Metazoa, Cnidaria, Anthozoa, Actiniaria, Edwardsiidae. The transcript is spliced from 2 exons. Gene Ontology annotation, cellular component: membrane. Gene Ontology annotation, biological process: G protein-coupled receptor signaling pathway.